Messenger RNA from Striga asiatica, 2800 nucleotides. The record is from the annotation of a GenBank genome assembly. NCBI's taxonomy places the organism in Eukaryota, Viridiplantae, Streptophyta, Magnoliopsida, Lamiales, Orobanchaceae.
AUGGUUCUCGGGCUCAGAUCGAAACACAGAAAAGACGCGUCUUUUAGAGUUAGUUACACUGUUCAUGUUAACGAAAUUAGUCCGUGGCCUCCAUCGGAGUAUCUAAGAUCCGUUCGAUCCAUUUUGCUACAAUGGGAAAAUGGGAAUCAAAAUUCCGGAACCUUCCUUGCAACCGCUCGAGAUUCAAAACUCGUAUUCAAUGAAACUUUCAAACUUCCUUUAGUCCUUCAUCGAGACAAACGGGCUAACGACAGGUUUCAGAAGAAUUACCUAGAGUUUAGCCUGUUUAUGCCGUACAAGAACAAGGCUAAAGGGCAUUCAUUAGGGACAGCCGUUGUGAAUUUUGCCGAUUAUGGAUUAAUUGAGCACUUAAUCAGCAUUAAUGCUGCAGUGAACAUGAAGAAGGGUGGAUCAGUUCAGCCGGUUUUGUCGAUUAGUUUGGAGCCGGUCGAGAAAGAAAAGAACAGCUCGAGUUCAUCUCCGAAUCUUGGAUUGUCGAAGGAGCCUUCUUUGGAUGGCUCGGAAAUUGCUUCUUUUACGGAUGAUGAUGAUGAUGAUGAUGAUUCUUCACAAUCUUCGAGGACUGUGGGGUCAUCAGCUUUCGAGGUUGCAACUUCUUCGCUGUUACAAAAUGAGAAGAAUGUGUAUGGAGACUCCAAAUUCGAGCCAGAACCGAACACGAACGUACAAACUCCGUUUAAUGGUGUACCACCCUUCGAUGCUGAGGAUUACCGAGUAAAAGACAAUGUUUCUUUCUUGAAGCAUUCGUUCGAGCGGAGCAUGACUUCUUCUGCCAAGAAAAACUCGAGCACCCCUUUCAUUAGAUCAUACCCCUCAUCCAUAAUCCCUCGAGAUAUAAACGGGAAGCCAGAUGCUUUUGUGGCAAAUUUAUUGCACGAAAAUGUUCAUGAUAUACUGAUUGAAAACGACCAACAGUCUGCGAAAGGAAAGUCCAUUGAAGAAUUUCAACCUGAAGUUAUAUUAGCUGACAGUGAUGGAAAAGACGUUGAUAACGCUCGAGAAACCGAGUCGCCUCUAGAAAAAAGUGAAUUUUCUGAUGGCAAAGAUGAAUAUAAAAUGAGAAUUAUGAUGCUCGAGGAGGAACUUAGGGAAACUGCAGCAAUUGAGAUUGGAUUAUAUUCUGUAGUCGCUGAGCAUGCAAGUUCGGUGAAUAAGGUCCACGUUCCGGCUCGAAGGCUUUCCAGAUUUUACUCUAAAGCUUGCAAAACUGAGAUUAAGGCCAGACGGCAGAGUGCUGCUCGAGCUACAAUUUCGGGGUUAAUUUUGGUUGCUAAAGCAUGUGGGAAUGAUGUUGCAAGGUUGACCUUCUGGCUAUCAAAUUCUAUCAUGUUAAGGGCUAUCGUUAGUGAGGUUACUGCAGAAUAUCAAAAUUCUGACAUUGACUUGGAUGACGUGUCUGCCUUUAUAACCGCACUUGCAAAUAUAGAAUCUUGGCUCUUUUCUCGAAUUGUCGAGUCCGUUUGGUGGCAGACUUUCACGCCACAUAUGCACCCGGCAGCUGCAAAAAUUAGAGAUGUAGACUCAAUUUCAUCUACAAAGAAAAUGUGUGGGAGAAGGAACAGUUUGGGUAGCCAUAAUGAUCAGGGGAAUUUUUCAACAGAGUUAUGGAAAAAAGCUUUCAAAGAUGCAUGUGAAAGGCUUUGCCCCAUUCGAGCAGCAGGUCACGAGUGUGGCUGCUUGUCCGUGCUUGUUAGGCUGGUAAUGGAGCAGUUAGUUGACAGGCUGGACACAGCUAUGUUCAAUGCGAUUCUGCGUGAAUCUGCUGAAGAUAUGCCGACCGAUCCUCUUUCUGAUCCCAUUACCGAAGCUAAAGUCCUUCCGAUCCCGCCUGGCAAAUCAAGCUUUGGUGCCGGUGUGGAACUGAAAAAUUCCAUUGGGAACUGGUCCAGAUGGCUUAGUGACCUGUUUGGCCUAGAAGAGGACACAACCGGGAAUAACGAUAUUGUCUCGAAUGGAAAGAAAUCGAAACCUUCCAAGGCCUUCCGUUUGCUGCAUGCAUUGAGUGAUCUCAUGAUGCUUCCAUUCAAGAUGCUUGCGGAUAAUUCCACCCGAAGAGAAGUUUGCCCGAUCCUAGGUCCAACAAUAAUCCGAAGGGUUCUGAACAAUCACGUUCCAGACGAGUUCUGUCCAGAUACUGUCCCACAAGACAUCAUCGAUGCCCUUAAUUCGGAGGAGGUUUUAGAUGAAGAAAAUUCGGGAGAUUUAGUCGCGAGCUUUCCUUACUCGGCAAGUCCCUCGACAUAUUUACCUCCUUCUGCAGCUUUACUAACAUGUGUAGGGGAAGUUGGGAGCCAAGUGCUAUCGAGCAGCAGAUUAUCAUCGAUCAAAAAAUCAUACACGAGUGAUGAUGAGCUGGAUGAGCUCGACUCUCCUUACACCUCCAUUAUUCCGGACAGCUUAAGGACUUCUGAUUUGACUAAACUCGGUUUGUUACCAGAAGAAAAUGGUGACAGUAGAAACAUUGUACGGUAUCAAUUGCUCAAGGGGAUUUGGAAAGACGAUGAGUAGCUAGCCGCUUCUAUACGUAUCGAUGUGCGUAUUAUGUACAGUCGAGACUGUUUAUUUCCUUUUGUAUCGAUGUGCGUAUUAUGUACAGUCGAGACUGUUUAUUUCCUUUUGUAAUAACUCGAAAAUUUGGUGGUAUUAAUUCAAUUUUUGGAGAAAAUAUUCUUCACUCUGAUGUUACAUGAGAAAUUGAGUGUUCUAAGUGCUGUUCAUGAGAUUUAAUCACACACCAUAGCAGAAAAGGUAAAUCUUGUUCUCAUUAUUGUUAUAUAUU